Molecule: messenger RNA, 1606 nt
Organism: Prunus avium (sweet cherry)
Lineage: Eukaryota; Viridiplantae; Streptophyta; Magnoliopsida; Rosales; Rosaceae
Cellular component (GO): membrane; cytoplasm
Molecular function (GO): protein binding
Source: RefSeq, a predicted model, not a curated record
GUGUAAUUUGCGUCUGCGUUUUGUUUAUUUACUUUUACUUCUCUUUCUCUCUCUAAUAAAUAUCAGUGUCCAAACCACCACACCCCUCCUCCUCUAUACCCUUUCCUCCUUGUCUCUCUAUUUCUCUCUCUCUCUCUCUCAUCAAAAAAAGCUCUCGACGCUCAGAGUCUGCCUCACCGCCCUCCGAUCCCUCUUCGUCUUGGUUUAUGAGCUCGAAGGAGAGACCCACUCUCGGUGGCACGCGGAUUAAGACCCGCAAACGGAAUAUUGCAGCGCCGCUGGACCCUGCAGCUUUCGCGGAUGCAGUGGUCCAGAUUUAUCUGGAUAAUGCUGGUGAUCUGGAACUUAUUGCCAAGUGCAUUGAAUCUUCAGACCUUAACUUCUCAAGAUACGGUGACACUUUUUUUGAGGUUGUUUUCACUGGAGGCCGUACACAACCUGGAACAACAAAACCUGAUGAGGGGGAGCGCCACCCUUACUCUGUACUAGAGAGUGAGGCUACACGUGAAGUCAUCUUACCAUCUGUUAUCUACAUACAAAAAAUUUUGAGGCGGAGGCCAUUUCUGAUAAAGAAUCUCGAAAAUGUUAUGCGACGAUUCCUUCAGUCAUUGGAGCUUUUUGAGGAAAACGAAAGGAAGAAGUUGGCAAUUUUCACAGCGCUUGCAUUCUCUCAGAAGCUAUCGGGACUUCCACCCGAAACCGUGUUCCAGCCUAUGCUCAAGGAUAAUCUUGUUGGGAAAGGGCUAGUUCUAUCAUUUAUUACUGACUUCUUCAAAGAGUAUCUCAUUGAUAACAGCCUUGAUGAUCUGAUCUCCAUUCUGAAGCGGGGUAAAGUGGAGGACAAUCUUCUGGAGUUCUUCCCAUCCACAAAGCGGUCUGAUGAGAGUUUCUCUGAGCAUUUCACCAAGGAAGGGCUAGUAGCCUUAGUUGAAUACAAUGAAAAGAAAAUUUUCGAGGUGAAGCUUAAGGAAAUGAAAUCGGCAUUAACAACCCAGAUAACAGAAGAAACUGAUAUGUCUGAAGUGAUAGAAACUGUGAAGCAGCGUGUUAAAGAUGCUAAAUUGCCAGAUGUUGAGGUUGUGCGGAUUCUGUGGGAUGUCAUUAUGGAUGCAGUGCAGUGGUCUGGUAAGAACCAGCAGCAGAACGCCAAUGCAGCUCUUCGCCAGGUGAAAACAUGGGCAGAACUGUUGAAUACCUUCUGCACCAAUGGGAAGCUGGAGCUGGAACUGAUUUACAAAGUCCAAAUGCAGUGCUAUGAGGAUGCUAAGCUGAUGAAGCUGUUUCCUGAAAUUGUGAGGUCCCUCUAUGACCAGGAUGUGCUUGCAGAAGACACCAUUCUCCAUUGGUUCCGCCGAGGAACAAACCCCAAGGGGAGGCAAACUUUUGUGAAGGCUCUGGAGCCAUUUGUGAACUGGCUGGAGGAGGCAGAAGAGGAGGAAUAGAUGCACCAGCAGCCAGCUGAUGAUGUUACUGAUCACUGCAAUGCCUGUUGGGAGCCUCUUCUUUACUAUCAAUCUUAUCCGUUCUCCGAGAUUAUCGACUCAUAAAAAUAUUCUAUAACCUACCUAUCUACCUACUUGUGUCUUUGUUGAUUGAAUGUUUUUGU